AUGCCAGACUUCUUCAGAGAUCAGCCAACAGCAAAUGCAACUUGGCCACGCGUUGAACAAGAUUUACUAACUGUCAACACCUAUCUUCAAUCACAAAAGUAUACGAAAAUCGGUCUGAUCGGGUUUUGCUGGGGUGGUCUUCGAGCAAUGAAAGCAUGUGGUAAUGGAAAUAACGUGUCGUGGACCAAUACACCAUUCUUCACUGGUAUUAGUAUUCAUGGUUCACAACUUAAUGUGCCAGAUGCAAAUGUACUUCAGGUUCCAAUGUUGUUUAUUCGAGCAGGGACUGAUCCAUCGCUAGAUAAUAUAACAGCAGUUCUGGAUCAAAAAUCGUUUGGUAGUAAAUGUGAAUAUAAAGUGUAUGAGAAUAUGACACAUGGUUUUGUUAGUGCUGGUGCUAAUUAUUCAAAUCCGGCAAAUGUGGCUGCAAUCGAUGAUGUGCAUCAUACUUUGCAAAAAUAUUUGACCAUGAUAUUGGCUUGGCGACUCUAA
This is a messenger RNA of Adineta steineri, 492 nucleotides long. The record is from the annotation of a GenBank genome assembly. NCBI's taxonomy places the organism in Eukaryota, Metazoa, Rotifera, Eurotatoria, Adinetida, Adinetidae.